This is a messenger RNA of Diaporthe citri, 807 nucleotides long. RefSeq lists its product as uncharacterized. The transcript has 3 exons. NCBI's taxonomy places the organism in Eukaryota, Fungi, Ascomycota, Sordariomycetes, Diaporthales, Diaporthaceae. The coding region runs from base 1 to 807 and encodes 268 amino acids. Gene Ontology annotation, molecular function: metal ion binding. The record is from RefSeq and is a predicted model, not a curated record. Gene Ontology annotation, biological process: superoxide metabolic process.
AUGCGCAUGUCAAUUGCUACUGUCAUCCUGGCUGCUGCCGGCGCCUCAGCCCAAGACACUGGCAAACUUGGAGAUGCUGCAGUCAUCAACGACAACCCUGCUGGAGCUGUGUACAAGGCGACUCUGCCCGACACUGCCUUUACCAAGAGCGCGUACCCCAACGGCGGCAACGUGAAGGGCUCCGUAUACGCCCUGUCCAGCCCAGAUGGCACCGGUGUGAUCUUCAAGGUCAAGUUCUCCGGACUCCCCAGCGAGGGCGGUCCUUUCAUCUACCACCUUCACGACCAGCCUGUUCCAGAAGAUGGAAACUGCACUUCAACGCUGGCUCACCUUGACCCUUAUGAGCGUGGAGAGACGACCCCAUGCGACCCCAAUUCUCCCCAGACCUGCCAGGUUGGCGAUCUUUCCGGAAAGCAUGGCAAUAUCACUGGCGACACUGACGCCACCUACACCGACAACUUUGCUUCCCUCAAGGAGGGCAUCGGCGCCUUCUUCGGCAACCGGAGUCUCGUGUUCCACUUCGGGAACAAGACCCGCAUCACUUGUGCCAACUUCGAGGCUGUCAAUGCUGGAAACACAUGCAGCGGCACUCCCUCCUCGACCGCGUCCAGCACGGGCACAUCGGCCCCGACCAGCCGGCCCACAGGAGGUGCGACUCCCACCACUGGCUCGCCGAUCGGCAGCAACGCGACUGCCACGGGAUCAAGCCCAUCAUCGACCACGUCGUUCGUCCAGGCUGCCGGAAACGCCAAUGCCCCGACAGUGAUCCUCGCUGCCGGAGCUGCGGCCCUCGCGUUCCUUCUAUAA